Cydia fagiglandana is the source of this 5505-nucleotide messenger RNA. RefSeq names its product vacuolar protein sorting-associated protein 45 (gene Vps45). Gene Ontology annotation, biological process: intracellular protein transport; vesicle-mediated transport. Gene Ontology annotation, cellular component: Golgi membrane. The record is from RefSeq and is a predicted model, not a curated record. The transcript has 9 exons. The coding region runs from base 112 to 1824 and encodes 570 amino acids. NCBI's taxonomy places the organism in Eukaryota, Metazoa, Arthropoda, Insecta, Lepidoptera, Tortricidae.
CAAAACAUUUCUCAUUCUCAUAUACUAUAUAGUUUAGGUCUAUGAGUUCAUUUAAUCCAAUUAAAGGAAAGCAUUUUUUCUGCAUCACUUGUUACAAGAAAAAAUAUCAAAAUGAACGUGAUACAAGCAGUCAAGAUGUAUAUAACGAAGAUGACGGAGGAAAGUGGGCCAGGAAUGAAAGUUAUUCUUAUGGAUAAAGAAACUACAAGUAUAGUGAGCAUGGUGUUCAGCCAGUCGGAGAUCCUUCAGAAGGAGGUGUACCUGUUCGAGAGGAUCGACAGCCACUCCAAGUGGGAUAACCUCAAGCACAUGAAGUGUAUUGCCUUCCUGCGGCCCACUUCAGAGAACAUAGCUCUGCUUUCUAGAGAGCUGCGGUACCCGAAGUACGGUGUCUAUUUUAUAUAUUUCAGCAAUGUGAUCUCGAAGGCAGACAUCAAGACGUUGGCCGAGUGCGACGAGCAGGAGGCGGUGAGAGAGGUGCAGGAAGUGUUUGCCGACUACCUCGCUGUCGACCGCCAUCUCUUCUCCUUCAAUAUCGUCGGGUGCUUGCAUGGUCGAUCUUGGAACCAGGCGCACCUGCAGCGCUGCGCGCAAGGCCUCCUGUCCGUGCUGCUCUCCCUCAAGCGGCGCUGCGCGGUGCGCUACGAGGCGGCCUCGGAGCCCUGCGCGCGCCUGGCCGAGCGCGUGCGCGACCUGCUGAGAAGGGAGGCCGCGCUAGUGGACAACAAUGUGCCGAUCAAUGGCGACCUGCCGACGCCGCAGCUGCUUAUUAUUGACAGGAGGGAUGAUCCUGUCACACCACUACUGAGCCAGUGGACGUACCAAGCGAUGGUGCACGAGCUGCUGACGCUGCACAACCACCGCGUGAGCCUCGCGCACCUGCCCGACGUGCACAAGGACUUCAGGGAGGUGGUGCUGUCCGCCGAGCAGGACGAGUUCUACGCCAAGAACCUGUACUCCAACUUCGGCGAGAUCGGGCAGACGAUGAAGUCUCUCAUGGAAGAGUUCCAGAAGAAAGCCAAGAGCCACGAGAAAGUGGAGAGCAUCGCGGACAUGAAGAGCUUUGUGGAGGCUUACCCGCUCUUCAAGAAAAUGUCGGGCACAGUGACGAAGCACGUGACAGUGGUGGGCGAGCUGUCGUCGAUGGUGGCCAAGCGGUCACUGCUGGCCGUCUCCGAGCUGGAGCAGGAGCUGGCCUGCCAGAGCGACCACGCCAAGCAUCUACAGCGCCUAAAAGCCCUGCUAGCCAACGACUCGGUCCGCCACCACGACGCGGCCAAACUAGUAGCUCUGUACGCCCUCCGCUACGAGAAGCACGCCUCCAACGCCCUGGGGACCCUCGUCGAAGCCCUGAAGGCGCGGGGCUGCCCGGAGCCGCUUGUCAAGAACGUACUGCUGGUGCUGGAGCACGGAGGCGCGCAUGCGAGGCAGAGCGAUCUCUUCGGGCUGCAGGAUGCUGUCAAAAUCACUAAGAGGCUGUUCAAGGGCCUCAGCGGCGUCGAAAAUAUCUACACCCAGCAUACACCCCUCCUCAAAGACACCCUUGAAGACCUCAUCAAGGGCAAGCUCCGUGAAAACCUCUACCCGACCCUCGGCGGGGACGAGGCCUACGGCCGUCGGCCCCAGGACAUCAUAGUCUUCAUCGUCGGUGGCGCCACCUACGAGGAGUCCUUGUGCGUUCAUCAGAUCAACCAAGCGUACCCUGGAGUCAGGGUGGUGCUUGGUGGGACGACUAUACAUAAUUCGGCGUCGUAUUUCGAAGAGGUGAAGGCAGCGAUGCAGGGCGUGCACAGGAUACAUACGAGGCAUAUUAGGAAUGUUUAGAGCAGCGGUGGGCAACCAAAAGGUUGCCCACCAAAAAGCAGCCAAGGGCCACAUAGUAGUUAACGGAGGUGACGCGGGCCGUACUUUGUUAAUAUUUAUGACUUUAUGAGAAAUUGUCGUUUGUCACUAUUACAUACAAAAUAGCCAAGGCGGCACUCGGGCCGCAAGUUACAGGUUCACGAGCCGCAUGAGGCCCGCGGGCCUCAGGUUGCCGACCGCUGGUUUAGAGUAAUCGAAUGCUUGCCAGGCUGGGAUGAGUACUAGUGUGUCCAUGCAUUCCAAUAUUUUUUUAAAUCCAUAGAUAUUUAUAAAAUUUAAUCCGCAGCACGAAUAUUGUACGAUUCUCACCGACCGGCUGGAAGCGGGCCGCGCCGGAGCGCAUUUUCAAUGUAUACAUUUUUGUAUGUCAGAAGAGAUGGAGUCUGUCCGGAGCCGGCCGCGUCCGCGAGGAGGGGUUAUUCCCAAUAGUUACCACCAAGUUCUUACCAUUGGUUACUACUGGGAAUUUUUUUCCCACCUUUUACCACUGGGAAAAAAAUUCCCACUAGUUACCACCAACUCGGCUUAGCUUGGGAAUAAAAAUUCCCAGUAGUUACCACUAAACCGAGUUGGUGGUAACCCGCGAGGAGCCGACCGGCUUGCUUGCUUUACAAAUGUAAUAAAAUGCGCUCGUACAUAGUGGGAAUCGUACAUAAAAGUUGAAUUGGUGAACUACCAAAUCUUGAGGACUUAGAUUAUGCUAUGCGUUGGCAGUUGUUUCUUUUUGUCACAUAUUUCCGCCUCAAAAAUGAAUGAAGCGUGGCAUGCAAACGAGGCAUAUGUUUAUGCAUGUUAUUCCCAGUAGUUACCAUUAACUUACUGUAGUUACUGUUAAAGCUAGUAACAACUAUCAGAUAUGUCGGGAACCAGUGUUACCAUAUUUUUGAGUGCCUGGCCGCUCUGAUAUAUUUGAUGGCAUCUGUCAUCAGGUACAUCAAUUAUUUGUAUCACGGGUAUGGUGGUAACUGCUGGUAAUAACAUUAUCCAACUCUAGUAUUUUUAAGCUUUACCAUAUAAGCAAUUUAUUUAUUCCCCUAAUCUUAAGUAUUGUACAUGGUAUAAUAAUAUACUCCGCCUGGUACUCUCUUCCCGUCUUUUCGUGGUCACGUGACUGACACAAGCCUACGUCAUCAUGCGACAGCUCGGAGUAAAUAUCUAUGGAGUAGAGACGCGCACUAAUUUCUAUCUGAAAAAUUCUGUCGUUUUUGGCGCGGGGGACGAGGUAACGCACACAAAUAAUGUUAACACUAAUGCAUUUUUAGCAUACGUCGCUACACACGCACACGACAAAAUUAUCAAACACUAGCAAAAACUAUAUUCACACAAGUACAAGAACAAACACGGACAACCCUGUCCGUGAACGAGAUGACGUCAGUUCUAAGUAAACCUAGAUAGUGCGAGGGACGCGUCGAUAAUAUUGUCGAUAAAAUUGACAAUGAAUUUUAAUUUCUGCUUUUAUCAAUUAUAAUAAUAAUACAAUAUCAAGUCUUUGUUCUUUUUUACUAACUUUCAAUUUUUGUAUUGUUUAGAUGUUAUUUCUAAUAGUUUGUCAAUUUGUUUAGGGCCAAUCUUGCAAGCUGAUAUAGAAUGAUCUUUUAUUAUCAGUUCAUUAGUUGAUAUUUUACAUGUUGGUUUACUUCUGAAAGCAAUGCAAUAUACUAUCGAGCAUGCAGAUCUGCAUGAUGACAGAGAUGAUACGCGGCCAUAGGAUGUCAUUUAAGGGAUAUUGAGUAGGGGAUAAUUAGUAUAUAUAUCGGCGGUAGAUCGUAAAAUCGGGCAUAUUGAGAUAUUCCUAGGCAUAUCAUGAAACGCCGCCAUUUAAUAAUCUGCCUUUUGCAUUUUUUGCCACUGCUAGUGCUGCAUUCUAUGUGGCAUUUGGAGCAGAAUGCGUAGAUACUAGGUAGGUACUAAAAUCAUACCCAAACACGUACUAUAAGUAGGAUGUCAAGCCAUUUCAAUGGUUAUCAUUUGCUAAAAUUUAGGACAUCCUACUUAUUCGAUAUGCCUAAAUGUUGAGGUUUGAACGGUAUGGCUGGUGGUCACUAGUCAGAUCAUGACAUGCCGGCGUUUCAUGAUCUGCUUAGGAAUAUCACACCUUGAAGUUAGCACGAUAUGGCUGGUGGUCACUAGGCAGAUCAUCAUCUGCCUAGGAAUAUCACACCUUGAGGUUUGUACGAUAUGGUUGGUGUUCGCUAGUCAUCAUGACCAUCUGUAUAUUAUUCAUUAUGUUUAUAUCGAUUUUACCGAUAUUGGUUUUUAUGGUGUCCCAUCACUAAUAUUAGUACGGUGAUACCAGAGUAAUAAAUUAAAAGUGCCUAUUUAUGGAAAGUGACAGCCGUAAAUACCUUAAAUUAAUAAUAUAUCUGACAUGUUAAAUAAAAAUAUAUAGCUGGUCAAGCAAAUCUUGUCAGUAAAAAAGGCGCGAAAUUCUAAUUUUCUAUAGGACGAUAUCCCUUCCCGCCUACAUUUUUCAAAUUUGCCGCCUUUUUCUACUGACAAGAUCUGCUUGACCAGCUAUAUGUAGAAACUAAAGGAAAAAUUAAUUUUCAAAAAAUAGUCUAUCGGUAAUUUUACUUUAUUUAGGGGUUGUGCACAAAUCACGCGAGAUGUUUUCGACUACUUUUUGAUCCCCCGUCCCCCUUUUCUUCAUUCUUAUAGAUCUAUUAAUUUGAUUAAAUAGAUUAGGUUGAUAUGAAACUAAGGUGUUAUAUAAAAAUAAUGUGUUACAUAAAUUAUAUAACAAAAAGCAUAGCAAAUAGGGCAUAUUACUGCAAUGUUCUGCCGCCAGAGUGUAGCACUAAGCUAGCUAGUAAAUUUUCUCUUUUCUCUUUAUCGCUCAAAUAUGCAAUAGUGAUAGAGAGGUUAGAUAACGAAAUUUAAAUUUUCGUGUUCCGCGGCGGACCCCCAGAUUGUGAUGGAUUGUGGUAGUCGCGCCCCCUACGCAGAGUUUCGCAUAAUAUUUCCUAUUAGAAAUUCUACUUGUACCUAAUUAAUAUUUAGAAAGUCUUCUUUAGAAUUACCCUAAAUUAGAUCUAAUAUCAUAUCACUGGUAUCACUGUCAGAUUGACAAUGUUUUUUAGUUAUUUGCAAAAUUAAUGCACUAUUUGAUAAUAUUUAGAUGUAAUAGUACUUAAAUAUGAUAAGAAACGUGUUCUUUUUGUAGACUAGACGUUUCCGAUCUCAUUUUGCAUAAGAAAACGCUGCAAUUCGGCAUUUUCGGCUCCUAUCAUUCCGCUUAGACUGACGUUUGCUGAAUGGCGUAUGACGUGUGGCAACUAGUUUUAUAUAACCUCCUUGACCGGCGGCCGCGAUCUUUUUGCAGAGGGGAACGCCUGUUAAUGGCCGCUCCAUAGAUAUUUACUCCGAGUGCGACAGCGCUGUAUGAUAAUAUGCGAUAGCGCUAUAUAAAGUGGCAAUGUUAUUGUGACGUAGGCUUGUGUCACUCUGGGAAGAGAAGACCAUGUUUUAUUAGACUUUGGUAUUGUAAUUACAAAUAAAUGAAAUAAAACACGUGACUGUUGUGUUCAAAACACGUUUUUUUUACUUUUUUAUUGAAAAAUAAUUGCGGCCACAGAUGUUCGUGGUGAACAAUUACGAGUUAUUUAAAAAAACCAUCCUGCCAUCGAGUUUGGCACAGAGUGC